AUGGAGAGCCUCCAGCUGGCGCAGAUGCUCGCCGACCUAAGCAGCCUCAAUGCAACCGAACCCCAUGCGGCAGCAGCUCUCGUCACUGCAAACAAGGCCAUCCAGACGGUCGAGAAGACCAACGCCAACCCCGCCGCCGGAUUGCCCAAGCGGCCCACCGACGAACUCCGCCGCGUCCACAGCUCCCAGACCUCGAGGACAGGUACGGGCACCGCCUCGCCUGCCCGCGUUGACAAAUUUGGCCGCCGUAUCAUGAUGAGUCCGCCCGUCUUGUCGCGCUCCAACUCGGCCCAGGGCUCCAUCCCAGGCACUCCUAAGAGAGACUCAGAUGUAAGAAGCACCACCUUGCAGCACCUACAACCUGGGACGGGACAGACAGCUUACAUCAUGGGUACUGAACAGGCCGAAGACGAUAUGGACCGGGCAUCGACCCUGAUGGCGUUGUACGAGAUCCGGGCAAAGCUCAAGCAGCAGGACAACAGCAGCCUCAUGAAGGCCCGGGAGAAAAUUGCCGACCUCGCGGCGCGGCAGCAGCACACAACGGCGACGCCUGGCAAGAAAGAGCCCGAGAAGAUUACGUCUCGGUUUACGUUCCCGAAAUAA
Messenger RNA from Colletotrichum orchidophilum, 603 nucleotides. RefSeq lists its product as uncharacterized. Lineage: Eukaryota; Fungi; Ascomycota; Sordariomycetes; Glomerellales; Glomerellaceae. The transcript is spliced from 2 exons. Bases 1 to 603 code for a protein of 200 amino acids. The record is from RefSeq and is a predicted model, not a curated record.